AUUCUUGAUGGAUGCUGCGGUGCUAACCCUUCAGAUGAUGACUGAUGUCGACUGCAACAGCAACGCCGUUAACGCAGAGCUCGAGGUGGUGAAGUUGCAGCAGCUCGUUCGGAAACUAGAGAAGCAAAACGAGCAGCUAAGGGCGAGCGCGAGCGCGGUUAACGAUUGCUCCACGAGCCCCCAUAUCCAAACCACCUCACCAGCCUGCAUACUAGACAGCAGCCCCGUCCCGGGGGGGUACCGUCUCCCGCUGACAGCCCUGCUGUGCCAGUCCUCCUUCUGCCCGGCGGACGAUUCUUUCCAGUAUUUUCUUCCGCAUUCCGCUGCUGAUUCCACGGUUGAAGCUCAGGGCAGUGAGGGCGAGCCCACGGUUCUGGACGAGGUGGCGCUGCUGGAUCUGGAUUCCAUGUUCUCCCUUGACAAGUCUGAAGAUUCCUGGUUGUAUGUGUCAGCUAGGGCCAGGCCGUGGCAGCGCCCCCUGCUGUCUCCCCUGCAGUGGUGCAGGCAGGUGCUGGACGGGCUCAGAGGGGAGGGGUCCAGACGCUCCCGUUCUCUCAGGCAGGCCCCAGUUCCUUCCCCUCUCCACCCCGUUCUCCUCACCUCCCUGAGUCCCAUGGUGAAGGAUCCUGAGAGAAGUCCCUCCUUCCUCCCUCACCCCACCAAUGGUCUGAGCGCUGAGCAGGAAGCAGACUGUGUCUCCCUGGGUUACAAGCUGCAGGACCUGACUGAUGUCCAGGUGAUGGCUCGCCUGCAGGAGGAGAGUCUCCGUCAGGACUAUGCCUCCACCUCCAUCACUCGGAGCAGCUCCAGUUUCUGCUUCCAGUUCAGCCAGCAGGGAGAGCCCCACCUGCAGGGGGAGGAGGAGGAGGAGCAGGGGUCCAGGAAGCCUGGCCUUCCCCACUCCCACACGUUCUCCAGCCUCCCAGACUGGGUUAGGGUAGACUGGCGCAGAAGCAUCCCCAACCCCCAGUGCCCCUCCUCUGGGUCCUCCCAGCCCAGCCCCCCCUCCAGCCCCUGCAGACCCCAGCAGCAGGCCUUCAGGCCUGGGUCAGAUAAGCUGCGUCGGAGCAUGCCCAGCCUGGUCAGAGUUCCCAGCAUGCCUAGUGUGCCCAACCCACCCAAUCACACGUGCUCUCCUCCUCAGCUCAGGAAUAGUCAGAGCUUUGACUCGUCCAAUGGGCUGGCCCGACUGCAGGGCUGCACAUCCCCGGCCCAGAGUGUUGGCAACUUUGGGGUGUUGUCGCGGCAACCCCUCAAAGCUACGGCGUACGUCAGCCCCAUCGUCAAGGGUUCCGUUGCCAUGCCAACCUCCGCCAGCCUGCAGUCUCUGAUCCCUAACAAAGCCACGCCCCCUCGUAGCUCCCUGCCACGCCCCGCCUCUUUCGUAGGCUCCGCCUCCCGCAGCAGGACCAGCCAACCAGCACGCAGUUUACUGACGCCUCCCAAGAGCCUGUCGGCCCUGACUGCACUUCCAGACAGGAGCUGGAGAGACGGCUGCUACUGACACAGCCAGGAGAUGCCCCCCCUGCUGGACACACCCAGGAGAUGCCCCCCCCCCCCCCUGAUGGGGUCAGGGUUUCGGGUUAGCCACCUCUGCACCUCAGGGUGUCGACCUGCCUCCUGGUGUUCAGGAGGAGAUGAGAAGGACUGACAGACACAAACGUUUCAGGACAAACAGGAGGAAAGACAUGGUGCUAAACACUGUUUUAGGUGUGGGGAUCUGGACAUGGCACCUAUUUACAGGCAGGGUGUGUGUUUGGGUGUGUUCUUGUGUGUUUUCAUUCCACAGCUGUUUAAUUCAGCCUGCACCUCUAGGUCUGCGCCUUGGUGCAAUGUUGUGCAAUACCCCCUCUGGGCUCCAGCUGACCUGAGACCUGUUCAUACUGGGCUACAGCUGACCUGAGACCUGUUCAUACUGGGCUACAGCUGACCUGAGACAUUUUCAUACUGGGCUACAGCUGACCUGAGACCUGUUCAUACUGGGCUACAGUUGACCUGAGACAUUUUCAUACUGGGCUACAGCUGACCUGAGACCUGUUCAUACUGGGCUACAGCUGACCUGAGACCUGUUCAUACUGGGCUACAGCUGACCUGAGACCUGUUCAUACUGGGCUACAGCUGACCUGAGACCUGUUCAUACUGGGCUACAGCUGACCUGAGACAUUUUCAUACUGGGCUACAGCUGACCUGAGACCUGUUCAUACUGGGCUACAGUUGACCUGAGACAUUUUCAUACUGGGCUACAGCUGACCUGAGACCUGUUCAUACUGGGCUACAGCUGACCUGAGACCUGUUCAUACUGGGCUACAGCUGACCUGAGACAUUUUCAUACUGGGCUACAGCUGACCUGAGACCUGUUCAUACUGGGCUACAGCUGACCUGAGACAUUUUCAUACUGGGCUACAGCUGACCUGAGAGCUGUUCAUACUGGGCUACAGUUGACCUGAGACAUUUUCAUACUGGGCUACAGCUGACCUGAGACUUGUUCAUACUGGGCUACAGCUGACCUGAGACCUGUUCGUACUGGGCUACAGCUGACCUGAGACCUGUUCAUACUGGGCUACUGCUGACCUGAGACCUGUUCAUACUGGGCUACAGCUGACCUGAGACCUGUUCAUACUGGGCUACAGCUGACCUGAGACAUUUUCAUACUGGGCUACAGCUGACCUGAGACCUGUUCGUACUGGGCUACAGCUGACCUGAGACCUGUUCAUACUGGGCUACAGCUGACCUGAGACAUUUUCAUACUGGGCUACAGCUGACCUGAGAGCUGUUCAUACUGGGCUACAGUUGACCUGAGACAUUUUCAUACUGGGCUACAGCUGAC
Messenger RNA from Hypomesus transpacificus, 2827 nucleotides. Its product is annotated as SLAIN motif-containing protein 1-like. Lineage: Eukaryota; Metazoa; Chordata; Actinopteri; Osmeriformes; Osmeridae. Gene Ontology annotation, cellular component: microtubule plus-end. Bases 8 to 1504 code for a protein of 498 amino acids. The record is from RefSeq and is a predicted model, not a curated record. Gene Ontology annotation, biological process: microtubule nucleation; cytoplasmic microtubule organization; positive regulation of microtubule polymerization. The transcript is spliced from 8 exons.